GGAUGCGUGGUGGAUGAAAUUUCGAUAGAAUAGUUAGAUUUUGUUGAGUGGUGCAUAGAUUAUGAAUUGAUGUUUAAGGGAUUUUGAGGAGUUUUGUGAAAAGGUAGGAGCAGCGUUGAAGUGUUGUUGUGAAUUUUGAAAAAUUGUGAAAGAUGAAUGACAAAUUGAUGGAUAAAGUUAGUUCCUUUGGAGAGAUAUUGAGGAUUGGAGGAUCUGAAGUUGGGCAGAAGAUCAGUGCUGGAAUGAGCUCCAUGAGCUUUAAAAUGAGAGAGUUCUUCCAAGGCCCAAAUCAGGUCGAUAUGCUCAUUGAGGAGGCCACUGCUGAAACUUUGGACGGGCCUGAUUGGGAAACGAAUCUUGAACUCUGUGACAUGAUUAAUCAGGAUAGGAUCAAUAGUGUUGAAGUCAUACGAGGCAUAAAGAAGAGGAUUGUGCUGACAAGCCCCAGGAUUCAGUACUUUGCUCUGGUGUUGCUUGAAACCGUUGCAGAGAACUGUGAUAAGGCAUUCUCAGAAAUUGCAGCUGAGAAGGUGCUAGAUGAUAUGGUGAAAUUGAUUGAUGACCCUCAAACUGUUGUAAACAAUCGCAACAAGGCUCUCAUGUUGAUUGAAUCUUGGGGUGAAUCCUCAAGUGAACUUCGCUAUUUGCCUGUUUUUGAAGUAACAUACAAGAGCUUGAAAGAAAGAGGAAUAAGUUUCCCUUGUCGUAAUAAUGAGAGCCUGGACGCUCCUCCAAGAUCUAUAACAGAUUCAGAGCCAAGUGCUACGUUUGCACAACAAAUCCAUGAUGAUAUUCCACCUCCCUUUACCUUUUCUGCAGAACAGAUAAAGGAGAUAUUUGAUGUGUCAAGAAAUAGUGCGGAGCUUCUUAGCACUGUUUUAUUGUCUUCACCUCAGCCAGAUGCUUUGCAGGAUGAGUUGACAACUACACUCGCAGAACAAUGUCGCCACUCCAUAAAUACUGUUCAAGGAAUCAUUCAAACUGCUGGGGAUAACGAGACUCUCCUUUUUGAAGCAUUGAAUGUGAAUGAUGAACUCCAGAAAGCCCUCUCCAAGUAUGAAGAUAUGAUGAAACCUGCAGCAGCUCUAUCAGUAACAGCACAAGCCCCGGCACCUGCUAUGGUACCUGUUGCUACUGAGCCCAACGAGUAUCCCCAUGCCGGAAAAGAAGAAGCCCUGAUCGAAAAACCUGCAGGCUCCCAUAGCAGAGUCCAUGGUGAGAACAAAAGCGACAUAUCUGAUGAUCUUGAGAUGGUCUUCUGCAGGAAAUCCGGCAGCCCUUCGGAAUUAGGACAUGAUGACCAGAAGCUGCAACCAGCGAGGGAUGAUCUCAUUACCUUCUAAUUUGCUCCAUAGCACUAGACUUUAGUUAUCCAUUCCUUUCCUGAUGUCAAUGAGAGGCCUUUUAAGAUGUUCUGUAUUGACAUUGGUUUGAUUUACGAUUAUUAAAUAAAUUAAUAUUCGUAAAA
Molecule: messenger RNA, 1468 nt
Organism: Ipomoea triloba (trilobed morning glory)
Lineage: Eukaryota; Viridiplantae; Streptophyta; Magnoliopsida; Solanales; Convolvulaceae
Product: TOM1-like protein 1
Exons: 3
Coding region: 153-1343 (396 amino acids)
Biological process (GO): protein transport to vacuole involved in ubiquitin-dependent protein catabolic process via the multivesicular body sorting pathway
Molecular function (GO): phosphatidylinositol binding; ubiquitin binding
Source: RefSeq, a predicted model, not a curated record